This is a messenger RNA of Diaporthe amygdali, 1644 nucleotides long. Its product is annotated as quinate permease. The coding region runs from base 1 to 1644 and encodes 547 amino acids. The record is from RefSeq and is a predicted model, not a curated record. Gene Ontology annotation, cellular component: membrane. The transcript is spliced from 2 exons. Lineage: Eukaryota; Fungi; Ascomycota; Sordariomycetes; Diaporthales; Diaporthaceae. Gene Ontology annotation, biological process: carbohydrate transport; transmembrane transport. Gene Ontology annotation, molecular function: carbohydrate:proton symporter activity.
AUGACGCUGCUGGAACUCAAAGAGGACCGGCCCACGCCAAAGGCCGUGUACAACUGGCGAGUCUACACCACCGCCGCCAUCGCCUCGUUCGCAUCAUGUAUGAUCGGCUACGACUCAGCCUUCAUCGGCACGACGCUUUCGCUCCCAUCGUUCGAGGAUGAGUUCAAGUUUGACUCUUACAGCACGUCGGGCCUGGCACUCCUCAAGUCCAACAUCGUCUCCGUCUACCAGGCCGGCGCCUUCUUCGGCAGUCUGUUCGCCUAUGUCACCUCCUACUUCCUCGGUCGCCGCAAGUCCCUCUGGGUCUUCGCCAUCAUCUUCAACUUGGGCGCCGGCCUCAUGCUCGGUGCUAAUGGCCAGCGUGGCCUCGGCCUGAUUCUCGCCGGCCGUGUCCUCGCCGGUAUCGGUGUCGGUGGAGCGAGUAACAUGGUGCCUAUUUUCAUCUCUGAACUGUCCCCUCCUGCCAUCCGUGGACGCUUGGUCGGUAUAUACGAGCUUGGCUGGCAGAUUGGAGGCCUUGUUGGCUUUUGGAUCAACUAUGGUGUGAACACAACCCUGCCGGCCAACCACGCCCAAUGGUUGAUCCCCUUUGCGGUGCAGCUCAUUCCGGGUGGCCUGCUCCUCUUCGGCGCCUUCUGGAUCAAGGAGUCGCCUCGCUGGCUGUUCAUGAAGGGCCAACGCGAGUUAGGCAUGGCGAACCUUUGCUGGAUCAGGAACCUCAGCCCCACUGAUAUUUACAUCGUUGAGGAGGUUAGCUACAUUGAGGAAGACCUCGAGAGGUACCGCAGGGACGUUGGCGCCGGCUUCUUCAAGCCUUUCGCCGCACUUAAGCAGCCCAAGGUGCAAUGGCGCUUCUUCCUCGGCUCCAUGCUCUUCCUAUGGCAGAACGGAUCCGGUAUCAACGCUAUCAACUACUACAGCCCCACUGUCUUCAAGGGCCUCGGCGUUACUGGCACAAAUACUUCUUUCCUGACUACUGGCGUGUUCGGAUGUGUGAAGACAGUUUUCACAUUCCUCUGGCUCUUGUACAUGAUUGAUAACUUCGGCCGACGAAACCUACUUAUAUAUGGUGGUCUGGGAGGCUCAGUCUGCAUGUGGAUCAUUGGUAUCUACAUCUGCGUUGCCGACCCAGCCGGCAACCCCAAUACCUCGGGCUCGCUUUCAUCUGGCGGUAUUGCUGCGAUGUUCUUCUUCUACCUGUGGACCGCCUUCUACACGCCUUCUUGGAACGGAACGCCCUGGGUCAUCAACUCAGAGAUGUUCGACCAGAACACCCGUUCCCUCGGCCAGGCCUCCGCCGCAGCGUCCAACUGGUUCUGGAACUUCAUCAUCUCGCGCUUCACGCCGCAGAUGUUCCUUGCCAUGAACUACGGCGUGUACAUGUUCUUCGCCUCCUUGAUGAUCCUGUCGGCCAUCUUCGUCUUCUUCCUCAUCCCCGAGACCAAGUCCAUCCCCCUCGAGACGAUGGACAGGCUGUUCGAGAUCAAGCCGGUGCGCAAGGCGAACAAGGUCAUCAUGGAGGAGCUCAGGCUGCACGACGAGGAGUUCAGGCGCGCCGCGGGCGACCUGGACAUUGGGCACGACUCGGAUAAGGCCGGUGUCAGCCAGCUGGAGGACGCGGACCUGAAGAAGGACAUGGUGUAG